Molecule: messenger RNA, 807 nt
Organism: Peronospora farinosa
Lineage: Eukaryota; Oomycota; Peronosporomycetes; Peronosporales; Peronosporaceae
Source: the annotation of a GenBank genome assembly
AUGAUUGCGAUUUCGUCGGCCGAAGACUUUCACGCCGCAGUCGCGGCCACGACAGAGAAGCCGUUGGUGGUUUUCUUUUCGGCUCCAUGGUGCGGCGGCUGCAAGAUGGUAGCACCGAAAGUCGCAACGCUUGCUGAAGAACUGGCACCAAGCGCUACGUUUGUUCAAGUGAGUGCUGAGGAACUCAAAACGCUCUGUGAGGAGAUAGAAGUGGACGGGUUUCCGCACUUUCGCGUAUACAAGGAGAGCAAGAUCGUGGGCGACUAUACGAGCUCCAAGUUUGAUAAGGUGGACACAUUUGUCCGCGAGCUAAUAGCGCCUGACACGCUGCAGAAGAGGGAGGAGGAGACGCCAGAGAGCGACAAAAUGACGAAGGAAGAUACGAGGGUGAAGGAGGAGGAGAUCGUUGUGGAGGGCGAAGAAGGAACGAAGAAACGUCAGGAACGCGAGGAGAUGGAGUCGAAUGACGAACACGUUGUAAAGAAGGCUAGGACGGACGAGACAGCUGCUAGAGAAGCUGGAAAGGAGGAGAUGAUCGCUGAGACAAUGGAGAACGUGGAUAAGGCAAUGGAGAAAGUGACUAAGGUAAUAACGUACAUGGCUGACACAGCGGAGAAGGUGGAGGACGUGGCUGAAGAAGUUGAGGAGGUCGCCCCUGAAGCUGCUGAGACGACGAACACGUCACAAGAUGAAGCUGAAACGACGGAUGUGACAUCAGAGGUGGCGGAAAAGAAGCUCGAUGAACUACCGUCUGCCAACAAGAUUGACUCUAGUGACGUGACUGCUGUGGAUGCUGCUUUAACGUAA